UCCUUCCUUUCCUUUAUCCACCACCACCACCGCCGCCACCUAAUUCCAACAAAUUUCCAAGAACCAUCCAUUUCCAUCUCCAUCGAUUCCUCCCCACUCGACCCAAUGGCCGCCGCCGACCCCUCCUCCGCCGACCCCCACAGCCGCCGCUACGCCAUCGGCUACGCGCUCGCGCCCAAGAAGCAGCAGAGCUUCAUCCAGCCGUCGCUCGUCGAGCAGGCCGCUGCGCGCGGCAUGGACCUCGUCCCCGUCGACACCUCGCGCCCCCUGACCGAGCAGGGUCCCUUCCACCUCGUCAUUCACAAGCUCUACGGUGACGACUGGCGCGCCCAGCUCGAGGCCUUCUCCGCGCGCCACCCAGGCGUCCCCGUCGUCGACCCGCACCACGCCAUCGACCGCCUCCACAACCGCAUCUCCAUGCUCCAGGUCGUCUCCGAGCUCGAUAACGCCCCCCUCGACGAUAAAAAUCGCACCUUUGGCAUCCCAAGCCAGGUCGUUGUCUACGACGCCGACGCGCUCGUCGAUUCCGGCCUCCUCGCCGCCCUCCGGUUCCCGCUCAUCGCCAAGCCCCUCGUCGCUGACGGCACCGCCAAGUCCCACAAGAUGUCCCUCGUCUACCACCGCGAGGGCCUCCGCAAGCUCCGCCCGCCGCUCGUGCUCCAGGAGUUCGUCAAUCACGGCGGCGUCAUCUUCAAGGUCUACGUCGUCGGCGGGCACGUCACCUGCGUUAAGCGCCGCAGCCUGCCCGACGUCUCCCCCGAGGACGACGCUUCCGCAGAGGGCUCCGUCUCCUUCUCCCAGGUCUCCAACCUCCCCACCGAGCGCACCGCAGAGGAGUACUACGAGGACAUCAGUCUCGAGGACGCCGUCAUGCCGCCCGCCGCAUUCGUCGACCAGGUCGCCGGAGGCCUCCGCCGCGCGCUGGGCCUGCAGCUCUUCAACUUCGACAUGAUCCGGGAUGUCCGCGCCGGCGACCGGUACCUCGUCAUUGACAUCAAUUACUUCCCGGGUUAUGCCAAGAUGCCGGGCUACGAGACUGUCCUCACCGAUUUCUUCUGGGAGAUGGUCCAUAAGGACGACGCGGCUGACCCAGAAAAGGAGGAGAUGGGGAGCAACCAUGCAGUGGUGAAAUAAGAUGACGGCAUGACUGCAAACCUGCAAUUCUUGGAUGUCUGGGGAAUGCGAGGUGGCGGGCUGGUUCUGGAUGCAGAAUUCGAGGGGAUUUAGUUGGGUUUGAAUCGGCGGCACGCCCGGGCACCCUGCUGUGUAAAUCCUUUCUCCUAACUCUUUUCCAUACCAGUUGUCUAGGUAUCUUUCUGUUCUUCUUCGUAAGUCGCUUCAUCUAGUUUAGUCAGAGGUCAGAACAAAAGAGAGUAAGAGAAAACUCAAACAGGAAUUCUAAAGAAAAAUGUGUUCUCUUCUCUGUACGCAAACCUUUUGUUCUUGAACAAUGGAUGAAUGACAAUCCAAUUCCGUA
Molecule: messenger RNA, 1477 nt
Organism: Phragmites australis (common reed)
Lineage: Eukaryota; Viridiplantae; Streptophyta; Magnoliopsida; Poales; Poaceae
Product: inositol-tetrakisphosphate 1-kinase 1-like
Exons: 1
Coding region: 106-1134 (342 amino acids)
Biological process (GO): inositol trisphosphate metabolic process
Cellular component (GO): cytoplasm
Molecular function (GO): inositol-1,3,4-trisphosphate 6-kinase activity; inositol-1,3,4-trisphosphate 5-kinase activity; inositol-3,4,5,6-tetrakisphosphate 1-kinase activity
Source: RefSeq, a predicted model, not a curated record